AUGGCGAAAGCAAAUUUAAUUGACUUGACAUUUCAGCGGGUAUUUUAUGCAAACAGAAUAAUCCAUUUCGACCUCAAAGGUGCAGCUCCGAAAGUAAAGUUUUUAGAAGAAGUGCUAAGGCUUAUUAAAGCAAAUGGUGCCACUGGUAUUUUACUAGAAUGGGAAGAUACUUUUCCCUUUGACGGCAUUUUAUCAGAAAAUCGUAAUAGCGAUGCAUAUACAGUAGAAGAAGUUCAUGACCUCUUGCGAACAGCUCAAUCACUGGAACUUGAUAUCAUACCACUCGUUCAGACUUUUGGGCAUUUAGAAUGGAUUUUGAAAGUAGAAAAGUUCAGAAAAUAUCGAGAAGAGGAUAUGUUCCCUCAGGUAGUUUGUUUAGCAGAUGAAGAAGGGGUUUCAAUUGUUCUAGAAAGUAUACAGCAAGUUGUUAAUCUUCAUCUAUCAUAUGGAAUCAAAUAUUUUCACAUAGGUGCUGAUGAAGCCUUUCAAUACGGCAGCUGCGAGAAAGAUCUCGCUUGGAUGCGUACUACUAGAAAAGAGAAAGAUCAUUUGGCAGCAAAUCAUCUAGCAAAAGUUGCCAAAUACGUGAAGAAGUUAAUUCCAGGCGUAAGGGUUUUAGCUUGGCACGAUAUGGUACAAUCAUUCCCAGCUCAUCUUGUCCUUCAGUAUCAUCUAGAUAAACUACUAGAAAUAGUAGUCUGGGAUUACUCCGAGACUUUGCAACAACAAAAUGAAUAUAAUUGGUAUACACUGGCCUCGAAGUUUCCUACAGUUUGGGCUUCAUCUGCCUUUAAAGGUGCAAACAAGCCAUCGUCAACAUUUCUUGAUCUAAAACAUUAUCUUCUUAAUAAUCAAGCAUGGAUCACGCAUCGGAAGAUUUAUGGUCCAUUGUUCCGUAAUUUUCGAGGAAUUAUCAUAACGGGCUGGCAAAGAUAUGACCAUUUCGCAGUGCUGUGUGAACUUCUCCCAGUUGCUGUUCCAUCCGUGAUACUGAAUCUUUUGGUUGCCAAAGCAGGAGAUGGACCUUCUGCCGCAUUCGUUCUAGAAGAUGCUACAGAAGCACUGAACUGCACGAAAAUGAUUGCAGUAGAAGAUUUGUUUUCAUUCAGCUCUUGUAAAUUUCCUGGCGUCAGACUAUUUGAAGCGAUUCAUCUAUUAAAAAAUUAUAUGGAUGAAAUUGAUACACAAAUCUUUGAAAAUGAUCAAGUUAAAGGGUGGCUUAGUCGAUUUAAUCUACGAUACAGAUAUUCUCAAAAUUGGUAUUUAGUGCAAAUAGAAGCACUGGUUAAAAUAUAUGCGGAAGAAAUGAUUGCUACCACUGAAUCUAUCAAAUCCCUGAUGAGUACAAUUUUCAAGAAGCAUACAGUAGACGAAUGGAUAUAUGAACAUGUUGAUCCAGUGACGGAGCGAUUGAUUGAUCUCUCGAAGCACAUUAAAGAGCUCAAAACACAGAGAAUUUUCGCUGUGAGGAAUUUUGAUAUCAAGCGAGAGGUGCAAUCAUCUCAAUACUAA
Messenger RNA from Thelazia callipaeda (thelaziosis nematode), 1512 nucleotides. NCBI's taxonomy places the organism in Eukaryota, Metazoa, Nematoda, Chromadorea, Rhabditida, Thelaziidae. The record is from the annotation of a GenBank genome assembly.